GCGGCCGGGUGGGCGGGAGGAUGACAUCAGCGGCAGGUUGGAUUUAUAAAGGCGCGAGCGGCGCUGCGGGCUCAGAGCGCACCCAGUCGGCACCGCGUAGCUCUGGGACCCGUGCUCACACAGCAGCCCCGCCAGCCCGCUCCGCGUUUGCCUGGGCAUCUGCUCUUGCUGCCGCCUGCGUGUGCCCCACCACCUCAAGGGCACCAUGCACCUCUCCCAACUGCUGGCCUGCGCCCUGCUGCUCACCCUACUCUCGCUCUGGCAAUCCGAAGCCAAGCCCGGUGUGCUAUCGAAGGGCCCGCGAACUCCGCUAGGGGAGGUGGCAGCCGCGUCCCAGGCUGAGAGCGGCGGUCAGAAGAAGCGCGGUGCCAUCAACCUCGGGGGCAACCGGCCGCGAGUGUUCCAGGACACCAAGACUCGAUGGUCCCGCCUUCGCAGAAAAUACCCGAGUCCGGGCAAUAACUGCUUCGGCCAUAAGCUGGACCGGAUCGGCGCCCAUAGUGGCCUAGGAUGUUAGUGCGGCGACCCCUGGCGGAGGCUGGGGAACUUGCUCCGUUUCACUGCGAUUACCCUUGGUCAUCUGGAAGCAGCUCCGAGGCAGCGUGGCUUUUACAUUCUUCUUUCUUCCCUGCGGUACUGGGAAUAGGCAACACCAGCUGUUCUAUUAUUAUUGGGGGAGGGGGUAUGAUUUUAUUGUUUGUUUGUUUAUGAAAAUGAAAAAUAAAAAGUUAUAUAUAUUACAUAUAUAAUAUACAUGAAACACACACCUACACCGACGUGAUGACAAGGGACAGUUUUUCAGAGACUGACAGAACCAGCUGUAAACAUUGCUGUGUGUAAAUUCAUGUCAUGCAUAAAUGUAUUUAUGUUGUAAAGUUAUUUAUAUUGUUUAUAAAGAGAUAUUUAUAAAAAGUUUUAUUUAUGUAACUAAAUGAAAGAAGUCAAUCGUUGUAAUGUUUUUGUAUUAACUAGUUGAAAAAUGUAAAAAAAAAAAAAAAAAAGUCCUU
Messenger RNA from Myotis daubentonii (Daubenton's bat), 1007 nucleotides. It is a transcript of the gene NPPC, whose product is annotated as natriuretic peptide C. Lineage: Eukaryota; Metazoa; Chordata; Mammalia; Chiroptera; Vespertilionidae. Gene Ontology annotation, biological process: cGMP biosynthetic process; receptor guanylyl cyclase signaling pathway. Gene Ontology annotation, molecular function: hormone activity. Gene Ontology annotation, cellular component: extracellular region. The record is from RefSeq and is a predicted model, not a curated record.